This is a messenger RNA of Amblyraja radiata (thorny skate), 420 nucleotides long. RefSeq names its product ral guanine nucleotide dissociation stimulator-like 1. The record is from RefSeq and is a predicted model, not a curated record. NCBI's taxonomy places the organism in Eukaryota, Metazoa, Chordata, Chondrichthyes, Rajiformes, Rajidae. Bases 97 to 402 code for a protein of 101 amino acids. The transcript has 2 exons.
GAGGAUAGAACUGAAAAGUUGGAUUAGAAAUAUCUAAAUUCCCAUCCUUACUGUUUUGUUUUCCAGCCGAAUGAAUCGUUACCAUCCACCCACUCGAUGGACAAGGCCUCUUCGCGACUCUCGUCAUUUAUCCGCACCAUUUUAUGCUUGCCUUGCUGCCUCAACAAUCCCAAGGACCACAACGGCACCAUCUUGGGGACUUCCUGCAGCUCCACAACGUCACUUCCUGAGUACAAGCGGAACGAGGAAAAUUGCAUCAUCCGCGUCAGCCUCGAGAACGGCAAUGGGAAUGUGUACAAAAGCAUUGUGGUGACCACGAAGAGAGAUCCCCGGUUGUCAUCCAGAGAGCCAUGGCUAAGCACAAUCUGGAUGGCGAUUGGAAGGAAUAUCAUCGUGUCCUGAUCAUCUCAGAAGACAGAG